Molecule: messenger RNA, 2348 nt
Organism: Neohortaea acidophila
Lineage: Eukaryota; Fungi; Ascomycota; Dothideomycetes; Mycosphaerellales; Teratosphaeriaceae
Exons: 2
Coding region: 454-2094 (546 amino acids)
Source: RefSeq, a predicted model, not a curated record
CCAUUCGACGACGCCUGCCGCCCUAUGCCUCCUCAGGCCCCGGUCGCGCGUCCGUGCCAACAGCUGCAGUAUCAUGAUGAUGAUCUACAACCCGAUCUUCCUCCAGCUCGACUCCACGCGCCCCAACCCUUGCCCUGCCUGCAUGGCCUGCUCCUCCUCUCUACCCGCCCGGGACUUAUACAUCCCGCCGGCCUCUCUCUCGUUGUCCAUCUUCUUCUACUCUACUUUUCACUUCUCUUCGUCACUGUCGUUGCUGACAUACUAUCCACUUGCCUUCCCCAUUGACCUCCCUUACACCUCCAUUCUGCCUGUCACUGCCACUCACCAAGCUUUGUGUAUGGCCCGCUCACGAUUCGGGAAGGCGCAACUCUGAGGCAGCUCUUCCCCGAAAGCGACUGCAUUGGGACAGCCACUUCUCCACACUGCACCCAACGCCACAUCACCGCUGCCUCAAUGUCUCUUGCCUAUUCCGACACGAGCACCAAAGCCGCCACCCGGGGUUCCCUGGGCGCGCUGGUUGCUCCCAUCAACGCCAUCUUCGUUUCCCGCGAUGCAGCUCGCCGGAACAGUGCAGACCGCGCUGCCUCGACCUCUUCCUCUCUGCCAAACCCCCGCUCUCGACGAACCCACUCCACUUCCAAUGCAACAAUGCUGUCAGUGGAGGACUACGACGGUCUAUCCUCAUCGAUCAAGAAAAAGUAUUUCUCGCCAGCCGAGCGACUGCACAUUGUCCAGCGCACCGCAAGCUCCAGGCGGCGAAAGCGGACCCGCGCCGAUCCAUACCGCCCAUCUUCGCCCUUCCAGAACACCGACUUUGACAUUCGACCCGCCACCUCGACUGGCGUGAGUCUAUGGAGGCGUCCGUCUCAGUGCCCCGAGCAUGGCGACCCCUCGGCCCUGGCCGCCGCCCUGGAUCCCGAUGCUAUCUCCGAGGAACAGGCUCGGUGGUAUCUGGGCCUGCCGGAGAAGAUCAGGAGGCAACAAUUCACCCGGAAGGAGCAGAUCUCCCUGGCCGUGCGAUGCAAGAGAGCCCUCAACGACACCGCUCCGGACUUUGCCGACGAUGCACUCCGCCGCUGCUUAAAUGGCAGGCGCCAGGAUAACUUGGAUAGACUUACAUCGCAGCGAAGGAGGCAGUCUCUUGCAACAGUCGACACCGAAAUCUUGAUCGACGACGUGGACACGCUCAACGAGUCUCAAGGCCAUCGUCCAUCUGAUUCGUUCGCGACCCAGAUCGAGAUCUUCAGUUUGUAUGCCAACCCUGACCCACAUGCAGCCACCGACCCGGUCAGCAUCCCUCCACCUCCGCUCCCGGUGACAGCGUCGGCGGGGAAGCCGCGGCGGACGACGUCGUUCAGUCGAGCAGCCACAUUUACUCCCAUCUCGCUUCCACCCCCGCAACUCGCACCCGUCCCUGCCAUCCCUCCACUGCCGCCCGCCCUCCACCCACAAAGCUUCGCCUCGCCUACAUCAUGGGUUGAGGUCACCGACAACGAGUCCAGCCUGACAGCACAAGGCCGGAUGAACGAAAAUCGGCCAUACCAACAACCAGACGUCCGCAAGCAGCUUCGCCACCACCUCUCUCCCGAAAAGUUCGAUGAGGCUCUUGAAUUCGGCUUCUCUUUUCCCGAGGACCGUGAGCAUGGCGCCCUGUCGGCGGCAGCGGAGCAGUCGUCACCAUCCCAGCCGCCGGCACUGUGCUACACCAGCGAUGAGGGAGAGGAAGAUUUCUCUGACACUCUCGAGGCUGCAGGGCCGCGAACGCCCACGACUGUCGCCGACAACGUCUUUCCUACUGUAAUGCGACCAUCUUUCGACUCGAAUGGAAGAAGCUCGCUUCGGCAGCCUUCAUUGACCGCCAUGACGCCCCCCAAAUCCCGGAGUCCGUGGGGCAGUGUGGGCAAUCGAGAGAUGACGAUUCACAUGACGCUCACCCGGCGCGAUCUUUUGGAUGUCGAGCGAGUUGACCCGCUCGCGCUGGAGCCGCUCCCCAUCUGUGACGAUCCGACAGGGGCGCACGGGGCUUUUGCAGUGGGCCAUGGUAAAAAUCCGCGCGGGCUUCGAAGGAUGUGGAAUUCGUUGAGGGGACAUUGACGACGGGCAUCCUGGCCUCUAAGCUGCACAUUCCCUCGCUUCUUGUGGUUUGAUUUGACUGCAUUUGUCUAUUUUGCAUUGAUAUCCCAAUGGAGAGAAGGCAUAGUAUCCGAUGAUAUGAGCAUAUGGAGACGGACGAUUCACGCAUGCUGGGGACGAGAGCAUUGUACACAUUUCAAAAGCGCAUGUAGAUUACGAGCUGUCUAUUCCGGUUAUGUCACUACCACAUUAAAGACCGCUACACUUGUCUUGCC